Rhinopithecus roxellana (golden snub-nosed monkey) is the source of this 1965-nucleotide messenger RNA. RefSeq names its product BCL-6 corepressor-like. Lineage: Eukaryota; Metazoa; Chordata; Mammalia; Primates; Cercopithecidae. Gene Ontology annotation, biological process: negative regulation of transcription by RNA polymerase II. Gene Ontology annotation, molecular function: transcription corepressor activity. Gene Ontology annotation, cellular component: nucleus. The record is from RefSeq and is a predicted model, not a curated record.
AUGCCUAAUGUUUUGGGGUCAGUGUCCUGUGCAGGCCACCCCACCUCUGUAUUACCUGCAUGUUACCAAUCUCCAACCCCAGAUGGGACAGAUGGCACUAGGACCAACAGGAGCUCUGUGGAUACCACACUAUCCGUCAUUCAGGAAGUGGGCCAGCCUCCAACCAUGCCUGUCAAACAAAGCAGCAACACCAGCAGCAAGGAUGCCAAAGCUAGCAACCCAAAACUGAGUUUCAAAGCAAAUGAGAAUGGCCUUCAACCAAGCCCCAUAUUUCUGUCUCCACAUAAGGCUUUCAGGCUCCCAUCAAUUUCCUAUCCCAGAAGUUAUUUUCCUUACCCAGUAUCUAAAGCCACUGCUAUAAGACCCUUCUCCUUAUGUGACAAAGGACCUUCUCCUUACGACAAAGCAGCAGAUCCGAUUUUGUUGCUCAACAACAGUCUCUUUCCUGGGCACCUUGCCCCAAAGUCUACACUGCCUUAUGUGGUGCCCAUGGGCCAUCUAGAGUUUCUGAUCUACCAAGAUGCCCUCGGAUUUGGCAUGGUACAACCCAUGUUGAUACCACACAGGCCUAUGGAGAUCACUAAAGAGGAGAAACCAGAGAGGAGGUCACGUUCCCAAGAAAGAGCCUGCCACAAAGACCCAACUCUCCAGAAUCAGCUUUCUGAGAUGUUGGAAACUAGCAGUACAGCAUUUCAUCCAGAAGUCCCCACUGACAUUCUAAAACUGAAUGCCAGCUGGAAUCAGGUGAAGAUUGUUAUCAGAAGUGAUAAGGUUGUUUAUGUAGACCAUCUUCAAGAAAAACCGGAUGUUAAAACUGAUGCAAACAUAUCUAAACCCAGCUUUACAGCAAAAAAUGUUGGUCAGAAUGCUGAGACUGCCAAGCUGCCAGUUGUCAAGCCAUCCCUGCAGCAGCAUGAUGAUUUUAUCAUGCUAAGAGAGGAGUUGGGGCACAUUGGUGACUUGCCUGAGGCUUAUACUCUCAAACAGACUCCAGCCAACAAAGAGAACCUAGGGAUGCCAGUUUCAACACCAUUCCUGGAGCUAGCUCUAGUGAGUGAUGGUCAUGCUGUAACUUUUAGUAAAAUCCAAGAGAAUCCCAAACCAUAUUGCCUUGGCAGUGCCCCAAUGAGUAUGGACAUAAUCUCUACUUACACCAAAGAUGGAGCCAAUGAGGCCAAAUCAAAUGAUGGCAAACUUCUGAAACCAAAGUCAUCUAAGCUGGUAAAGAGAAUCGCUACCUCAGCAGGUUACAUGGGUGACAGAUUCAAGGGUGUCACUACUGAACUGUAUGCAGAUUCUAGUCAGCUCAGGUGGGAGCAAUGGGCAUUGCAGGUGAGCCUCUCCACCCAAAUUUUCACAACUUUACUGCUUGCAAUGAUGCGCUUCUCAGAGUUGGAGGUGAAUGAGAAAAAAGGUGGCCAUUCAGAAACCAAAGACUCCAAGGCAUACAAAUUCAGCACAGCUGACUCAGAGAGGUGGAAAGGAAAUUGGGACAAUAAGUCAAAAUGUCUUCUGGAGGGGGAUAUUGCCAGCCAGAAUAACCGUGAGAGAUACUACCUUGAAUUAGGAGCAGAGAAAGUUGAUGCCUACGGUGGAGAGGGCAUAAGUUAUAACAAGUUCUACAAACAUUUGAUUAGUUCCAGCUGGUGUGACCAGUGUCCUCAUUGUGGUCCUCCUAUGUUGAACAGGAAAUGGAAGCUCCUUGGUUCCAGUGAAAAGCUUUUCCCUCCACAUGUGUGCAACCAGCAGACUGAGUUUUUUGAAAUUGUCUCUGAAGUUGUGCAUGUGCUGUCAAAUUUUGUCUUUGGCUUUUCCCAGACCCCUCUUCGCCACACCUUGGGUCUGCCCAGGUUCUCAACCUUCCUCUGGCAGCUGCUUCCCUCUGCUGAUUUUGCAGGCAGCUGCCAUGUCCUGGACCAUGGGCCCUACGGGAGAGAUGAUUACUUCUGCCCAAUAAGGCUCUAG